GUCCAUUUUCUUCUUUCUCUCUUCAUAUCCAUUUGAUUUUAACAAUGGCCAAGGAUCAAAAGACCACCAAGCGCUCCACCCUCGCUGAUGUCGUUACUCGUGAAUACACCAUUCACAUGCACAAGCGUGUCUUUGGCCGUGCUUUGAGAAAGCGUGUUCCUCAUGCUGUCAAGGCUGUCAAGGAAUUUGCUCAAAAGGCUAUGGGUACCUCUGAUGUCCGUCUCGAUCCUGCUUUGAACAAGGCUUUGUGGGCUCGUGGUGUUAAGCACAUUGAUCACCGUAUCCGUGUUCGUAUUGCUCGUAAGCGUAACGAUGAUGAAGACGCCAAGGAAAAGCUCUACUCCUAUGUUACCUACGUUCCUGUUGCUUCCUUCAAGGGUCUUGAAACCACUGUUGUCGAUGACGAAUAGAUUUAACUCUUAGGAUAUUCAAUAAAAUAUGUUUCUUUUUUCCCUUUA
This is a messenger RNA of Halteromyces radiatus, 458 nucleotides long. Its product is annotated as ribosomal protein L31e-domain-containing protein. Lineage: Eukaryota; Fungi; Mucoromycota; Mucoromycetes; Mucorales; Cunninghamellaceae. The transcript has 4 exons. The coding region runs from base 45 to 410 and encodes 121 amino acids. The record is from RefSeq and is a predicted model, not a curated record. Gene Ontology annotation, biological process: cytoplasmic translation. Gene Ontology annotation, molecular function: structural constituent of ribosome. Gene Ontology annotation, cellular component: ribosome; cytosolic large ribosomal subunit.